This is a messenger RNA of Aspergillus oryzae RIB40, 384 nucleotides long. RefSeq lists its product as uncharacterized. The transcript is spliced from 2 exons. Lineage: Eukaryota; Fungi; Ascomycota; Eurotiomycetes; Eurotiales; Aspergillaceae. The record is from RefSeq and is a predicted model, not a curated record. Bases 1 to 384 code for a protein of 127 amino acids.
AUGGCAUCCCGGCUGACAUGUGGGAACAUAUCUUGCAAACCUGUGAAGUCUUCAGCUUUACUUCCUCUUCUCCAGGAGCGACAUCAGAGCAUCUCUAUUUGCGAUGACAUUCUUCUCAGCAGCCUGAACCAAGGAGUCUGUGACUAUUAUUUUGGGCCUGUGUUUCAGAAAGUCCUCCACGGCUGGAAUAUUGCAUCGUUCAAAGACAAUCUCGGCCACCCCAAGUCUGCUUUGCCAUUCUAUACUGCCGUCCUGCCAAAUUUCAUGAAAGAGACUUUCAAUAGUGAUGUUCAUAUCCGGACGCUGGUCAAACAUCCAUUUCACCACGUCGACCUGGCCAUAGCUCAUGGCCUCUCGGAAGAGUCUCUCGGUGAUAGGGACUGA